This is a messenger RNA of Cooperia oncophora, 555 nucleotides long. The record is from the annotation of a GenBank genome assembly. Lineage: Eukaryota; Metazoa; Nematoda; Chromadorea; Rhabditida; Trichostrongylidae.
AUGGCAAACAAUGAUGGCAGAGACGCGGAAGCCAAAGAAGCAUUUGCCUAUGUAUUCUCGAUCAGUGGUCACAAGGGAUCAGGUGAUGGUGAUGAUGCAUACAAGAAGUUUGGUGAAGAGGUCAUACAACGGAUGAAAGACCCACCAUUCAGCUGCACUGUUGAGUGUAGUGGCCCGAAAUAUCAGGUGGCUUCAACAUAUGCCGGACAACUCCACGAUGCUUUCUAUGCUUACGCGAUUGCGGCAAAUCGUACUUUGACGUACGGUACUCAGCUUAACGACGGACGAAGUCUGGCAAAUCAUCUAGCAAUGGAAUUCCAAGGUGUUUCUGGAAAAGUUGUGCUUGGUCCCAAUGGCACCCGUUAUCCGACGUUCUAUUUUGACGGGCUGAAUGAUCGGUAUGAAGUGGAGUCAUUUGGUACAAUAUAUGUUGAGAAAUUGGCAGCGGGAUAUCAUUCCGAAAUUUCGAGUAUUGGUCACACAUUGAUGCUGUUACUCUUUUCGCUUUAUUUGAGAAGUACAAUUGAUGGGAAGCUGCUGCAAUGCUACAUAUAA